GUGGACUUAGGUCUGCUUGGAGAAAAAACUCCUCCAGAGCUUUGGGGAAAGAGAAGAGAGAUUUUUCUUUAUUUCCAACAUGAAAGCUCACAUUUUUCUCCCCUUCUAUUGGGGAGUAGGAAGCCUUUUUUUCUUGAGUUUCUGGGGCAUGGCUGAAAGUGAGAAACUCCUGGUUUUCCCUCAAGAUGGAAGUCACUGGCUCAGCAUGCGGGAUGUGAUUGAAGAGCUCAGUAAGAAGGGACAUGAAAUUGUAGUCCUAGUCCCUGAAGUCAAUUUGCUCCUUAAAGAAUCAAAAUUCUACAAAAGAAAACUCUACCCAGUCUCCUACCCCCAGGCUGAACUGGACAACCGUUUCGAGGCAUUUGGCCAUAAUCUCUUUGCAGAGAGAUCUUUCCUGAAUAAAGCCUGGGUUGAGUACUGGAAUGUCCGGCUUAUCAUCGACAUGUUCUUCCUCAACUGUGACAGCCUGCUGAAGGACCCUGAGACCAUCAGAUACCUCGAAGAAAGCCAAUUUGAUGCCCUCUUCACAGACCCUGCCUUGCCAUGUGGGAUGAUCCUGGCCGAGCAUCUCUCCAUUACUUCUGUAUACUUUUUCCGAGGCUUUCCCUGUGCUUUGGAGCAUACGAUGAGCAGGACCCCCAACCCCGUAUCUACCAUCCCCAGAUGCUAUACUGCCUUUUCUCACCAGAUGACCUUCUAUCAGAGAGUAAUCAACUUCCUGGUGAAUUAUUUAGAGACCCUCCUCUUCAAGGACUUGUACACAAAAUACCUAGACAUUGCUGCAGACUUCCUAAAGAAAGAGGUGACCCUGUCAAGCCUCUAUGGACAAGGAUCCAUUUGGCUGUUGAGAUAUGAUUUUGUGUUUGAGUAUCCCCGGCCCAUCAUGCCCAACAUGGCCUUCAUUGGAGGAAUAAACUGCAAACCAAGGGAAAGACUACCACAGGAAUUUGAAGCCUAUGUGAAUGCUUCUGGGGAACAUGGAGUUGUGGUCUUCUCCUUGGGCUCUAUGGUCUCAGAAAUCCCAAUGACCAAAGCCAUGGAAAUUGCUGAAGCUUUGGGCACAAUACCUCAGACAGUAUUGUGGCGGUAUACUGGAAAACCACCAUCUAAUCUGGCCAAGAACACCAAACUUGUGAAAUGGCUUCCACAGAAUGAUCUGCUUGCUCACCCAAAGACCCGGGCAUUCAUCACUCAUGCUGGCUCUCACGGGACCUAUGAAGGACUGUGUAAUGGAGUGCCAAUGGUGUUGAUGCCUUUGUUUGGAGAUCAGAUGGACAAUGCUAAACGCAUGGAAUCAAGAGGGGCAGGGGUGAUCCUGAAUGUCCUUGAAAUGACAUCUGAUGAUCUCAGCAAGGCACUGAAGACGGUUAUCAAUGAUAAAAGCUACAAGGAAAACAUCAUGCGUCUCUCAGCUCUUCACAAAGAUCGGCCCAUCAGUCCCCUUGACCUUGCUGUGUUCUGGGUGGAAUUCGUGAUGAGAAACAAAGGGGCCCCACAUUUACGUGCUGCUGCCCAUGACCUCAACUGGAUCCAGUACCAUUCUUUGGAUGUCAUUGCUUUCCUCUUGGCUAUUGUGUUGACUGUUGUACUAAUUGCUGUGAAAUGCCUCAAAUUUUGUUUCCAGAAAUGCUUUGGCAAAAAAGAAAAAGCUAAGAAAGCUACCAAAUCUAAGUCUCAUUGAGCCACAUUUUAAAAAUUAGGUGAAAUUUUAGUUUGUUCUCCCUAUGAAUCAUGAAAAUGUACCCAUAUGAAUUACAUGCACCCACAAAUACACAUGUGUACCCUCAUGCAUACAAGUCAUUUUCAAAUCAAUUUUUGAUAAAGAAAAUCUCAAGCUUAUUUAGUUGCUUAUUAAAGUAGGAACAUGGAGCUUGAGAGCUGGAAGAUAACCAUUUAGUCCAACCACCUCAUAUUACAGCUGAGAAAAUGGAAGUGAAAUAAGGGGAAAACUUUUGGGCUGAAGAUAAGUCUUAGAGGAGGGACCUGAUAGCUGCUUUCCUGUUUCACAUGGAGAAAAGAUCGGCUGCAUUCUGCUUGGCCUCACAGGACAGAAUUAAGAACAAUGGGGACUGAGGGAAUUACAUCAUUUAGAUCAGGGUCAGUGAAAACUUCCCUAACAAUUGGAACUAUACAACAGGAAUUGUCUGCCUCAGGAAGAAGUGAGUUCCCAUUCACUGGGGCUUUCCAAGUCAGCUCUGGAUGACCAGUGUCUAAGAGGUUGUAUAAAUACAAUUUGGGAGGUUGGUCCAGGUACAAGUUGGACUGAGGUCUUUUCCAACUCUCAGAUUCUGUGAUUCUAAUACCUGCUCCAGGAUUACAUGGCCAGUUUGCAGCUGAGCUAGGGUAGAAGCCAGGUCUUCUUACUGUCAGCCCUCCUUUCUCCCUCUCAAGACACAAAAAGUUAGAACACCGACUGCAGGACUGAUUCUCCUUCCCCAUUCUUCAAGAUUCUAGCUUCAAAUGAUUUGCUUAGAACAACUGGAUGAGUCAGCUAUCCAUUUGGAGUCAUCUUUUUUUAAACUGGAAAACACAUACAGCACCCCUUUCAGGUGGCUUCCUAAUGAGUUGUGAUUGCUAAUCAUUUAUUAUAAAUGUUAAUGCAUUUCCCCACCACCUCCUCUCUAGUUCCAGUGGGCAUUUCUUUGCACACUGUUGGGUUGAAGUCUUCCACCACAUGGGCUUAAGAUUCACAUGGUUCCUUUGGACACAGGAAAGCGGGAACAUCUACUUAGGCUGCUGCUCAUCCUCAUAAUGUUGAGAAUUAAUUAGACUGUGUCCCUCAAAGGUAAUGGAUUGUUUCUGCAUUGAAAGACCAUGAUAGAUCAGGCCAAACAAAAGAAAAAUGCCAUGUGGUUUUCUGCUAGUCCAAAUGGAUCAGAAUGUUAUUGGUCAUCCACAAAUAGUGUUUGUAGCAAAGUCACAAGUUAUCAUCUUGCUCAAAACAAAACUAAAUAUAUGAAUAAAUCCUUAGUAAUUAUUUCCCUGAA
Molecule: messenger RNA, 2987 nt
Organism: Phascolarctos cinereus (koala)
Lineage: Eukaryota; Metazoa; Chordata; Mammalia; Diprotodontia; Phascolarctidae
Source: RefSeq, a predicted model, not a curated record